ACACAGCUUGUGUUCUCACUCUCUUGCCUCCAUGGACUUGGAGAUUGGAGUCACUAGUUCAGAUACACCUCUUGAGUCCUGGUUUUCAUCUGAUAGAUCUACUGGGUACCUUGAAGAUGUUAUUGCAGGCUGGAGUGUUUGGUACAAGCAACAAAAUUUACCAUUGUACUCUCUGUCUCAGGAUCAAAAGGAAACCCAUUGUCUGGCAGACCAGAUAGAUAUAUUUCCACCAUGUUCUUCCACAAGAACCCAACGCCUGGUUGAUGAGGGUCAGAAGAAGCGAAUUGCUUACCCGUUCGAGAUGGUGAAACGAGGAGGGGCAAAUGGAGAAACAGUGCUUGAAGACAUAAAUCAGCAGAUGCGAAUGAGCCCAGCGAAGCCGAUU
Neltuma alba is the source of this 385-nucleotide messenger RNA. RefSeq lists its product as uncharacterized. Lineage: Eukaryota; Viridiplantae; Streptophyta; Magnoliopsida; Fabales; Fabaceae. The annotation marks the transcript as partial. Gene Ontology annotation, biological process: female meiotic nuclear division; male meiotic nuclear division. The record is from RefSeq and is a predicted model, not a curated record. The transcript has 4 exons.